AUGCUCGGUGGACAAAAACAGGCAAGAACCGAAUUCGGAAACAUCUUACCAGCGAGACUCAAAGUGCGCAACUUGCAGCAAAAGCCACGUUGUCAGCAUGAAUUGGACAGAACAGAAGGCGGUGAUGGCGGUGAUGGCCCAGUCGCGGCUGUUGAGGAGUCGGAAGUUCCUCAGGAAAGCAGUCCUGCGGCUGCCAGGCCUGACCCUGGCACCCUUAAGGACGACGUAGGAGAUCUCAAAGUGUCAGGAAUGCCUAAAGGCCCUGAAGCCACAGCCGGCUGCAACGGAGCAGCGGGGAAACCAGGUCCAAGCGAGCGAGGACGUGGACGCGCUAAGGUGGUUACCGAAGAUUUUUCUGGCGCAGCAUCAAGAAAGCAGUCAGAAGGCCAGCAGGCUCAAGCGGCAGGCAGCCGAGCCACACACGGCGAAACGCAACGUACGGGCGCAGCCGCCCCGCAGCCAAGGACAGCUGAAGAUAUCUGGCAGAUGAAUUUGGCACUGGGCCAGAUCGUCGGACAGCUUGCGGACCCCGAGGACUGUAAGCCAGGCAGACGCAAACAGAACGGCCCAACGCUGACGGAGAACCUCACUAAGCGCUGGGGUGGGAAUUACAGUCAGCUCCUGGAUAAGUCGUUUGCAGCGCCGGAAGUCGAGGAGCCGCCGCCCCCAAAAUACGAGCCGCCCCUCUUCCUGGAGGAAACGGGCGCCGAGGAGGGGUAUCAGGACGAGGACGACCUGCCGCUGCGACCAAGGACGCAAGCUGGCAAGGACACGGCUGCCGCGGCCGGCGGCUUUAAGAGUCCCGUAUCUGGGGUUAUCCUUGCGGGCACUGCCGCUGCGCCGAUGUCUGCCCAGAAAGCCGGGGCUGCUGCUGCGGCCCCCAAAGCUGGUGGGUGCCGGGGGGGAGCAGCCGCAGGCAGCAAAAAGGCGGCAGGCAGCUCAGCUGCGGCGGUGACUCGCGCGCCCAAGGGGAAAGGUAACCUGGUUGCCUUGGUAGAGAGCCCGGAGGGCGGUGUGGGGCAGCAGGGCCGCGAGGAAGCGGAGUUCACGCAUGAAGCGUUGGCGGAUGUGGACACCAGCGGCGGCGACCAGUGCGACGUGCAGGCUCCCGGGAGAACCCAGCGUGUUAACGAGGAUGUGCAGCCUGGGCCCCGGCGCGGCGGGCGAAAGCCCCGGGUUGCUGGAACGGGGACGGCCGCGACGGCAGCCCAGUCGAGGCCGCCAGCACCGAGGCGGUCAAUGCGCGGAGCGGGGGUUGCUCCCAAGAUGGGGCCGGCCGCUGCCGCGGUGGACGGCCCCCAGGGGGAUCAGGACUGUGGGGAUGUGAUGGACGUCCAGGCGAUGACGUCCGCCGUGCCCGCCCCGGCCACGAACCCCAACCGCGCUAAGCACCGCUCCACCAUCACGGCGUUUGGUUCCACCGUCAGCAAGCCGCCGCUUCCUCCGCAGGGCGCCACGGUAGACAGCAUGGAGGAUAUCGCAGCGGCGGUCAGUGGGGCGGAUCUAGGCACAGCCGCCACGAAACGAUUGCGUGAUGCAGUCGCCACAGCGGAUGAGAAGCAACGCUUAAGUAAGGCAUGUCGUACGGAGCAGCAGCAGGCGAAAGACAUUGAGGCGCUGCGCAGCCGCAACGCUGAGGUCGAGCUCAAGUGUCGACAGCAGGCGGAGCAAAUCAAGGAGCUGAAGGAGGAGAAAACGGUGGUUGAGAAGCGGUUGGCGAGCCUGGAAGCUGAACGCAAACGCGAUGCGAGCGAACUGGCGGCAGCGCACCGCGAGAUUGAGAAGCUGAAGGCGGACCUCAAGGACCGCGAUGAGAAGAUCAAGGCGCGCGAUAUGAUGAAGGAUAAGUUGGAGGCACUCAUGAAGAGCUGGCCGCCAAAAUAG
Molecule: messenger RNA, 1884 nt
Organism: Volvox carteri f. nagariensis
Lineage: Eukaryota; Viridiplantae; Chlorophyta; Chlorophyceae; Chlamydomonadales; Volvocaceae
Exons: 6
Coding region: 1-1884 (627 amino acids)
Source: RefSeq, a predicted model, not a curated record